Messenger RNA from Magallana angulata, 2735 nucleotides. RefSeq lists its product as uncharacterized. The transcript has 2 exons. The record is from RefSeq and is a predicted model, not a curated record. Bases 70 to 1443 code for a protein of 457 amino acids. Lineage: Eukaryota; Metazoa; Mollusca; Bivalvia; Ostreida; Ostreidae.
UUUGAGGAGGAAACAUCAACUAGCGUGUCACACGGACUGUAAUAUAUUGAGCUACUUCAGCAUCAAGCAAUGGAUCAACUCUGGAGGUAUAUUUUAAUCUUAAUUUUUCUAGAAAUAGUCUUAAUGACCUUCAUCUUUUCAUUAGUAUCUGAAAGUCCGAUAGCUAUAAUCAAUCACAGAAAAAGGGAUAAUGCACAUGUCCACAUCCAGAUGAAAUCGAACACAACCGUCAAAUUAAUUGAAGAUGGUAUCGAAAAUGGAAACAAGACAGUUUUUGCACAGUUGAAAAAGGACCUGGCCGUGACAUCCAAAAUACCUAAAACAAAAUUAAGACGCAAUGUCAAUACCAACAAGAACAAAAUACAUAAGAGUACAAAUCACCAACUACAUGCACUUGUCAAAUCCAAAAGAUUGUUGAUCUUGAAAUCUAAACAUAGGACGCAACAUAGUGGUCUAAAUGGUAAUGUUACUACGUUGGAUGCAACAAAUAAACAAAACACCACUAACGGAUAUGAAAGUCUCUCCAAUUCAACAUCUAAUGUGCCGAUGAAAAAUCAAACGUUUUGCACGUUUUCCUUCGACGAAAACAGUUUGCUCCAAGCAAGGAGACAAUUAUCUCAAUCUAUUAGUAUUAACUUGUUUUAUGUCAAUCUUAAUAUAGAAGGGUUUCACAGUAGUAUAAACAAUGUGAGUGAUGAUAUUUUACAUUGGCAAUACGUUUUAAAAGAUGAAAAUUUUCUCGUUCAGUUGCCAGUUGACUUUGAUCUCCUUACCUACGGUUUACUAAUUCACGACCACGAAGAAACAGUGUUAAAAGUAAAUCUAACUUACAACAAAUCAGACUGCCUUGAAAAAGUCGACUCGGAGAAAAUUCAAAUCGUUCGUUUCUUAUUAUGGACUGAACUGUUUCAUAAUGAUACUAAACAUUAUCUGUGUAACAGAGAUUUUGAAAAACAACUAACGCGCAACUUUGUAUACUACCUGACAACUGUUUGGGUUGGAGAAGAUUUGAUUUGCACGGGAAUGUCCUCUGAUUACGGAUUAUACAAUAUAAAAGCUAAAAAAGAUCACCUGCCUUUAGUAACCCCGGUGUUUUGUUACCUCCUUUCAUUGCAAUUCGUAUGGAUCUUUCUGUUAUUGGAUAUAAUAAAAAUAGGAAAUAAACGAGACACACUUGUGACAAAAAGUCCCGGAAAGCUUACAACUAAUGAUAUGAAUAAAAGGAAAAAAUGUGUAUUCAUAAAUCUAUGCCCGACUUUUUCGCAAACUUAUCAAAAACCUUCAUACACAAGAAACGAUAAACCAUACGGUCUUAAGCAGCUUGUUAUAAAGUUAUUAUUCAGAAGGACUUGUUGUUUCGAAAAAAAUUUAUUGCAUAAUUUUCAUAUGAGAUUGCUUUUUAUCAUGUGGCUUUUUGUGUUAUUACCUUUUGAAUUUAUAUAGAACAGCAGGGAGAUAUUUCUUAUUAAAACAGUUAAAUGAAGAUUAUUUAAAUGUUUUUCGACCUAGUGAACCAUUUUUUUUUACUUAUUCUUGAAAGAUAAGGGAACGGUAUGCCUGGCAGCUGAUGCUUGUUAUGCCACACUUUUCCCAUUUAUUUAUAUAUUUGUCGGCCGAUAUUUGUAUGAGAUAUUUAUGUCUAAAGAAAAGCAGCAAAUUUGUUGUUGUUUUUUAGAAGAAGAAAAAGAAAUGUUGAAUGCAGAUGUCGAUACAAUAAGUGAUAGAUUUACCUUUCGAUAUUCCCAGUUUUGUCGGAAAGUAAAUCAAUUAUUAUGUCCUAAGGACUGUUGUAAGGAAACUACAGGUAGAAAAUGGUGCAAAGAUUAUUUCUCUUGUCGCUGUGACAGUGAUGAUAUAUGUAUGUGUUUAUAUAGUUCUAUUUCAGUUCCUUUUCCAGUGUUUCCUUUUGUUUGCUUUUCCCACAAAUAUACAUGUCUGUCAAAAUGUGAUAAUUGUAAAUGUAAGAACUGUUGUUGCAGUUGUUUAUGUUGGAUCCUUUUAUUCAUCGUACGUUGUGUCUGCAAUGUGGUUCUUUUCAUCGUUUUGUACAUUUUGUGCUUACGUCCGAUAUUUUCAACAUUUACUUUUAUGCUUCGGUCAUUUACUCAUAUCUUUUUUGUUGCCCUCCCAAAUAGAGCAGCAAUUUUAAGAUACACUUUGUUGAUUUUUACUACAAUUGCAUAUUUUGUUAAAUAUAUUCACCAACUAAUAAAUAUGAAUGCAGAAAUUUUAAAUUAUAUCUUUAAACUUAAAGAAGAAGAAAUAUCAUCAGAACUUAACAAUACAGAAAAUUCUGAUAGUCUUGCUUACAAUGUGGAAAACGUGAAAGAAGAAAUGUUUGAUGCUAUCUAUAAUGAACUAACAUUUGUAAGGAAGAGAUUCUAUUUUCUAUAUUUAAAAGUUGUGAUUGUAUUUAUGUACCUGUUUAUCACUAUUGAAACUUUCAUUACAAACACAAAAGCCUUAAUUGGGCCAAAUUUUCAACAAAUAUUACAGUUUUUCUUAAUUAUAAUUGGUCCCUAUGCAAUUUCCUUGUUUCUGAAAGCAAACAAAGACGACUUUCUUACCGAGGAAAAUAAAAGAGAUAUUAAAGCUGCAUUUAUACGUUUUCAGUCGGGUAAGCAAAAUCGUCAAUCAGACACUCUCUGUUGAUAAUAGCAUUUAAAUUCAAAAGACUGAGUACGCUAUUUAUGUAUAAAACCACAAUAAAGCAAUUACACAUAUAUUUGAUUUUU